AUGGACACGGACACGACGUCCACCGACUCCCAGUUGCACCCUGCUCCUGCCCUCUCCGCGGCGGGAGCGCGCGCCGUCGUAUGCUCAUUGGCCGCCCGGGGCGCCGAGAGCCUCGCCCGCGGCCUCGUCACCUGCGUCUUCGCGACAGGUCAGUGGGUUAGCGACCCUACGUACGUGUACGUCUGGGAUUUAGCUGAUUCAUUCGUCGACCGAUGCUGCUUGGCAGUGGGCACGGUCCUCGGCGCGAUCACCGGCGGGCUGAUCGGGCUGGCCACGGAGACGGGCGUGCUGCGCGGCACGGGCGUCGGCGGCAUCACGGGCGCGCUGGUGUCCAUGGAGGUCGUCGACUCGUCCCUCGCGUUGUGGCGCUCCGACGAGCCGGCCAUCUGGAGCGUCGUCUACGUGCUCGAUGUGAUAUGGAGCCUGCUCACCGGCCGCCUCGUACGCGAGAAGGUGGACCCCGCCGUGCUCAACGCCGUCGAGAGCCAGAUGAGCGCAGCGGAGGCACCAGUCUUGCAUGGAGACCACGCCGACAUCUUCGGCACUGGCGGCACCAACGGCAUGGCGAGGGUCGCCAUCGACGCGCUCCCCGUGGUGAGGUUCACCGAGCGCAGCAACGUCGACGCCAGCGGCGAGCUCAUCGCCUGCUCGGUUUGCCUCCAGGAGUUCGAAGCCGGCGACAGCGCGAGGAGCCUGCCGGUGUGCCGCCACACGUUCCACCUGCCGUGCAUCGACGGCUGGCUGCUCCGGCACGCUUCCUGCCCCUUGUGCCGGCGCGCGGUCUAG
Messenger RNA from Miscanthus lutarioriparius, 786 nucleotides. NCBI's taxonomy places the organism in Eukaryota, Viridiplantae, Streptophyta, Magnoliopsida, Poales, Poaceae. The record is from the annotation of a GenBank genome assembly.